UUCCGGUCUGUCCCGGGGCCCAGCGCGCAUCCGACGCCCGGAGCCUCCGGGACCCGGAUCGGGACCGCAGCCCAGCAGACCCCGAGCAUGACAGACAGGCUGAUGAGCAAGGCGGCCACCAUGGAGAUCCCCAUCCAUGGCAACGGUGACUCUCGGCGCCUGGCAGAGGAUGAUGGACUGGAGCAGGACCUUCAGCAGGUGAUGGUGUCGGGGCCCAACCUGAACGAGACCAGCAUCGUGUCUGGGGGCUACGGCGGCACCGCCGAGGGCAUCAUCCCCACCGGCAGCGCCCUCAAAGCGCCCCUGUCUGCCCUGCCUCGGGUCCCCUCCAUUUCAGGCCCUCUCGCUCCAUCUCACCCCCCCAGAAGACUGCUCAUCUCCCCCAGCCCGUUGGCUGCCAGCCGGAUAGCCAGCCAGGCUGCCGCUGCCUCAGGUUCCAAUGUGCGCCCGGCCCACCCUGACCUGGCUGCAGCAGGCGAUGAAGCGGCCACACGAGGGGUCGCCGUGGAGAAGUUCGACAUGGUCAAGAAAUGGGGCAUCAAUACGUACAAGUGCACGAAGCAGUUGCUGUCGGAACGCUUUGGGCGUGGAUCGCGGACUGUCGACCUGGAGCUGGAGACGCAGAUCGAGCUGCUGCGGGACACCAAGCAGAAGUACGAGGGGGUGCUAGGCUUGGCCCGCGCCCUCACCCACCACUUCUACAGCCUCGUCCAGACGCAGCACGCCCUCGCCGACGCCUUCUCUGACCUCAGCCAGAAGUCCCCCGAACUCCAGGAGGAGUUUGGGUACAAUGCGGAGACCCAGAAGCUGCUGUGCAAGAAUGGGGAGACCCUCCUGGGGGCCGUCAACUUCUUCGUCUCCAGCAUCAACACCCUGGUCAACAAGACCAUGGAGGACACCCUCAUGACCGUCAAGCAGUACGAGGCGGCCAGGCUGGAGUACGACGCCUACCGCACAGACCUGGAGGAGCUGAACCUGGGCCCCCGGGACGCCGGGACGCUCUGCCGCCUCGACGCUGCCCAGGCCAACUUCCAGGCCCACCGCGCCAAGUAUGAGAAGCUGCGGGCAGACGUGGCCGUCAAGCUGAAGUUCCUGGAGGAGAACAAGGUGAAAGUGAUGCACAAGCAGCUGCUACUCUUCCACAACGCCAUCUCGGCCUACUUUGCUGGCAACCAGCAGCAGCUGGAGCAGACGCUGAAGCAGUUCAACAUCAAGCUGAAGAGCCCCGGGGCCGACAAGCCCUCGUGGCUGGAGGAGCAGUGAACUCCCCCCCUCCUGCCAUGGACCUGGACUCUGAGCUGGAGCGGGAGGGGCGCCGCCUUCCGGAGCGGGGCAGAGUGCGGAGCGCCCGGGGGGCCCCCGCCAGCGGGAGCGGCGUCCCUCCUGCCCCCGCUGCUUUUUCUGAGGCCCCGAGGGGCAGCCCCUCCCUGUUCCAGGUGCGCUGGAGGCAGUGGGGCUUCUCCCCCUGCUGAUGGGCGUGCCCCCCCCUCCUCCUCCUCUUCCUCGCCAGGGGUCCAGCGGGGAAGCUCUCCUGUGCACUUUCACACACUCCAGCAUUGGGGGACGGGACGGAAGCACCUUCCGCCCCCUCCAUCCAAGGGUCUCUGACAUUUCUGAGGAGGCCUCGGUUUCUCCCCUUCUCCAGGGCGGAGGCGCCUGUCCGUCCCGGCCUCGCGCUCGCCGAUCCCCACGGGCUGGACUGAGGAGUGGGCCUCCUCCCGCCCAGCCCCGCCUGCUGCUCGGCCCUCUCUGUGGCCCUGCCCUGAAUGUCCAAGAAGGCAGCUGGGCCUCGAUGUGCUGCUAUGGGGGGUGGGGGGGGGGAAGAGGUGAAGGCCCACACUGGGGUGAGCCCUCAGAGCGAGGGCGGCCAAGGACCAAACCGCAGCCGUUGCGGGUCGGUGCGUGACUGAGUGAGUGCGUCCGUGUCAUGGCCAGUGUCCCUGUGUUGUGUUCCUGCGUGGGGCUGGGGCUGCGUGUGACAAAGGCGCCAGUCCUUCGCCCCCCACCUGGGUGAAGGGGCAGGAGGGGCUUCUGUCUGCUGGCUCCAGCCCUGACCAACUCUCCCCUCCCCACCGCCCCCGUCUGUAAAGAUUCCAGAAUAAACGGUACGAAACGGCACCUGGUUUGGUCCUGCUGCUGCAGCUGCCAGUUGAAGAUCUCAGCCACUUGCCCCCCCACCCCCAGUGUCGUUCCGCUGGCCCCACGGGGGGCUUUGGUUCUCCCCCCUUACACCUGCAGGCCCAGCGAGGGGGGUGCCUGCUUCCAGUAGCCCCAGGCUGGGCUGCCUUCCUGCCCCCUCUGCUUGAAGUGGGCGGGGGGGCCACGAGCGUGGCUCUCUAAUCAGUGGCUGGAGAAUGGCCCAGGCCACGUGGGGGGAGCCUCCGCAGUGAGGGGCCCUAGCAAAAGCUGGGUCUCCCCCCCCCCCGUUGGGUUUUCCCCUCGCCGGCAAGGCCUCCCAGCCUCUCAAGAGGGCC
Messenger RNA from Elgaria multicarinata webbii, 2474 nucleotides. It is a transcript of the gene ARFIP2, whose product is annotated as ADP ribosylation factor interacting protein 2. Bases 88 to 1263 code for a protein of 391 amino acids. Gene Ontology annotation, cellular component: trans-Golgi network membrane. Gene Ontology annotation, biological process: regulation of Arp2/3 complex-mediated actin nucleation; intracellular protein transport. The record is from RefSeq and is a predicted model, not a curated record. The transcript has 9 exons. Lineage: Eukaryota; Metazoa; Chordata; Lepidosauria; Squamata; Anguidae. Gene Ontology annotation, molecular function: protein domain specific binding; phospholipid binding.